Messenger RNA from Sabethes cyaneus, 994 nucleotides. RefSeq names its product probable RNA 2'-phosphotransferase. NCBI's taxonomy places the organism in Eukaryota, Metazoa, Arthropoda, Insecta, Diptera, Culicidae. The transcript has 2 exons. The coding region runs from base 106 to 672 and encodes 188 amino acids. Gene Ontology annotation, molecular function: tRNA 2'-phosphotransferase activity. The record is from RefSeq and is a predicted model, not a curated record. Gene Ontology annotation, biological process: tRNA splicing, via endonucleolytic cleavage and ligation.
CGAAUUGGAAAUCAUUUAAAUAAAAUGAUGAUGACAUAUAAAUAUAAUUAAUUGUAACAAAUUCACGCUGUUCGGCUAAUUCGAGUAAUAACUAAACAUUUCAACAUGGACAUGGACAUUGACACCAAACGAAAAUAUUUGUUUCAAAUUCAACAAUCCGAUUCAAAAAAUGCUAAUACGGCCAGGUUAACACCGCAGAAGUUUUCUUGGCUGCUGCGCCACUCGCCAGCCGUUGCUGAGCAUAUGGAUUUGGACGGUUUUGUGCAAUUCGAAAUACUUGAGCGCAUUAGCGGUGCUAGUCGGGAUCGAAUGCAACAAAUUAUAACCACUGAAGAUCGGAAAGGUCGCUAUGAAGUGCGUGGCACUGAAGUACGAGCCGUGAACGGGCACAGUGUGCAUUUCUGUCAAAAUUAUGAAAUCCUUGAGUCGCCUCCAACGUUCCUCUACCAUGCCACAAACAAUCGGGCAGCGGCGCUGAUCAUGAGCGAUGCACUGAAAAGGAUGGGUCGGCACUACAUCCACUUGUACGAUACACCGCCAGCGAAAACUUCGGUUCGGUAUCGAAUUUUGAGGAUCAGACCUCCAGAGGGGCACAUUUUCUACCGAACUAAGAACGGGUACAUUCUGAGUAGAGAAGAUAUUCCGGCAAAGUUCAUUGAGGUUUGGAAUUAGGGGUAAUUACACAUACCUAGGUCAAUGAUGAAUACCCUCUGGUUGGAAGUUUGCUUAACGACAGCAUGGUUGGCAGAGCAACCUUGAGCAUACAGCUCAUCACAAUGCCAUCUCAGUGUCUAGAUCACCUAGAUCAGCGCUAUUGACGGAUACAGCAAACCAUGCUAGGCCUAUGCUUUAUUUGUUUGCAUCGUAGCCCAAUUCUCGGUGUUACUUUCGUACCCAAACGAACCAAUGUGUAAAAAUGUAAGAAAAUGAUGAAAAUCCAUCUGUUUGCCGGUUCGUGUGGGCACAGACAUAUCCGCAGCUUGGAUAAUUAAUA